This is a messenger RNA of Acanthocheilonema viteae, 669 nucleotides long. NCBI's taxonomy places the organism in Eukaryota, Metazoa, Nematoda, Chromadorea, Rhabditida, Onchocercidae. The record is from the annotation of a GenBank genome assembly.
AUGAACAAUCGACGGCGACUAUCAAUGUUCAUUUCUCUGAUUAUUUUCAUAGCAGCCUUAUCAUUGGUUUUUGCAGCACUUCUUACUGAUUAUUGGUCCGAAAGUAGGCCUAUCAAUAAGAAAUUUAACUCUGUGAAUAAUUAUGUGAAUUUGGGUCUCUUUAAAGGCAGUCGACAGCUGGAUUGGGGACUGGGUCCACGUUACAAAACUUUUUUAGUAUACGAGGAAUUACGCGAUCGAGUAGGUUUCAUUUCUAAAGUCCCAUGGGUAUUUAUUCUUUUUUUCUUAGCAAUUGGAAUUUUAUGGAAUGCAGUGGGUGCAAUUGUCGCACUUUUGAACACUGUCGCUAGAGAAACCAAUACAGUUGCUGGACCGAAAGGGAUUUAUCUGUGGAGCAUUCUUGCUGCGAUAUCAUAUGCGUUAGCAUUGAUAACUUUCCUAGUACAAUAUGUGACAACGAUUCAAAGCAAUGUUUUACUAAGCGAACACACUAAUAAUGGAUUUUCAACGGAGAAUCGUACAAGGCUCAGUUUUUCAUUCUACUUUGUAACAACUGCAUUAGUACUUUUGCUGAUCCCAUGUUUAUUGGUUUACGGAACUUCAUCAAGCAAACGGGGCAGUGAAGGAGAGAAGCAGUUACAUGUGGAUCAUACUGUCUUUAUGUACUAA